AUGUCCUGCCAACAGAACCAACAGCAGUGCCAACCUCGUCCAAAGUCCCCUCCCAAAUGCAUCCCAAAGUGCCCCCCAAAAUGCCCUCCAAAGUGCCCACCUCAGUGCCCAGCUCCAUGUGUCUCUCCAGUCUCUUCUUGCUGUGGGCCUGGCUCCAAGAUCUGCUGUGUCUCUGGGGCUGCUGUGUCUCUGGGACUGCUACGGCUCUGGGGGCUGCUGCGUCUCUGGGGGCUGCUGCGGCUCUGGGGGCUGCUUUAG
Galeopterus variegatus (Sunda flying lemur) is the source of this 258-nucleotide messenger RNA. Its product is annotated as late cornified envelope protein 2C-like. NCBI's taxonomy places the organism in Eukaryota, Metazoa, Chordata, Mammalia, Dermoptera, Cynocephalidae. The record is from RefSeq and is a predicted model, not a curated record. The coding region runs from base 1 to 258 and encodes 85 amino acids. The transcript has a single exon.